Prorocentrum cordatum is the source of this 445-nucleotide messenger RNA. The record is from the annotation of a GenBank genome assembly. NCBI's taxonomy places the organism in Eukaryota, Dinophyceae, Prorocentrales, Prorocentraceae.
GAAUACAAACUGUGGAAGUGGGCCAGAGCCUGGCUGAGAUCGAGUAGUGUCAACGACGAUGCCAAGGGCUCGACCAUUCUCACUCUACUGGAUGGAGAUGCCCUCAAGAUGUGCGAGGACAUCGGCGAUGGCAUGCUCGAGCAGCCGGGCGGCGAGGACCUCAUCCCUCAGACCCUCGACGAUCGAUACCUGGACAAGCCCGCGCCCGAGAAGGUCGUGGAGUCCACGAGAAGGUGCCCGCGUCUGCGUGCCGAGCAGGGCGGAGAGGCCGCUCAGUACACGGCUCGGGCUCGCUCAACCGGCAUGGAGACUGGCCGAGGAGGAGUGAUUCUACCAGACAUUGCCCGAGGAGUGCUUCUCUCGGACGGCUGCCAGCUGGACAGGGCGACGGAGGCCAUGGUGAUGGCAGCAGCGGGCAGGUCUCUCUCAGAGCUGGACGUGGCAG